GACAAUUUUCGGAGAAGGAAAAUCACCUUUAUGGAAAAGGCAGACGAGUUAAGGAGCGAGUUUGGCUAUGACAUUUAUGUUUUGGGACGGAGGAACGGAAAACUCUUUAAUUAUAUAUCUAGAGAUAGAUCUAGAGAUAGACCUUCCUGGCCGCUUAGCUUAAUAGAAGUCAUAAGUGGCAGUUAUCUUAGGGCAGAGAGAUAUAUACCGGCUAGCUUCUUAAAACGAGGCACCAAAUCUCUGCUCUAUAAAGGCCGGAAGGGACGAGAUAAUCCCAUGGCGAGAAUUGAGAACCUUUAG
Messenger RNA from Hyaloscypha bicolor E, 300 nucleotides. RefSeq lists its product as uncharacterized. The transcript is spliced from 2 exons. Lineage: Eukaryota; Fungi; Ascomycota; Leotiomycetes; Helotiales; Hyaloscyphaceae. The record is from RefSeq and is a predicted model, not a curated record. The annotation marks the transcript as partial.